AUGAGCAAUCGAUGCAGCGCAUAUUUGCUAACAAUACUCCAGGUGCUAUUUGCCUCGGCCCUACCUUUUCGUCAAUUGUUUGGUCGGUCAAGCGAUUUGGAUCCUGCAUGCAGUCGAGGUGAUGAAGAUGUUUAUGGUGGUGGCUUGCUAACAUUUGCGUCCGUUUAUCCAGGCGCCGAUGCAACCCUUACGACUGGCGAUAGCCUCGACUCAGACAAUGCACCGGUUGCGCACGAAGCAGACGUCGAAUCACAAAGCUAUUCGUCUGCGAUCACGUUUGCCGAUCCGCAUCUUAGUAUCCAGACGAUCACCAUCACCGCAUUGCCUUCCUCACAAGUUCCUACUGUGACGUCUGCCAGCCAAAGCUUUCCAGACACUACAGGAUCACUUAUUACUACUCUUGAAACUGAAGGGAAUCCUCCUGUACAGCCAUUUCCCACAAGUGUUCAGACUGUUGCCUCGCCCACAUUAGAGCCUUUGAACAACACUGGCCCUUUUGGCAGUUCAACAGCGAUCAGUGCGCAGAGUACAGUGACCGAGACCAUCACAUUGCCGUUGACCACUUUCGAAAGUCUCUCAACUACACAAACCGUUGCAACCGUGGCUGUGGAAACGACUGCUGUUAUCACUGCUGUUACAGUCCUCAACACCACUAUUACUGUCGAUGGGUCCAUUGUGGCGACAUCGUCCGCAGGCACCACGGUCUUUACCACAACCGGGACUGACCUUGUCGAGACCACUUUGACGGCGUCAUCAACAGUGACUGGGACGGUAGCGACUACCUUGACAACGGCCCUCGGUUCCAUCUCAAAUCUCCCUACGGUCAGUCCGAAUUGCUUGUUGGGCAUGGGUUGCUCUGGACAGGACAUUUUUCAACCUGUUGCGCUAGGACAACCUCCCAAUAACAUUGAACAAAGAGGCGGACAUCCUGUUCCGCGGCUUGGAAUUGUGGAUGCUGGGGGCCCAAUUGAGACCAACAAAUUCUACCAAAACUUCGUGCUGGGCUCCCAAGGUUCCCCUUGCUUUGUGAUGCCCUACUCUCUGGCAUGGAGCAAAGGAAGCGGGAAUGCCUUGAGCUGGGGAAUGGCAAUAUCACACCUGGACGACAGCCAGAAGCAUUUUGGGCCGAACAAUACCGCUAUCCCAAAUGCACCGGCAUCUUACUACAUCAAUGGGCUCGGGAUCCAAUCAGUGAUCCUGUCCGCCGUUGAAUUUGGCUCAAACACAGUUCUGACCACAGAUUCCUUGCUGGCUUUCUCCGCCAACGUUCGCCUUCAGCCGUCAUCUGGCUCACCUUCAGUACUGACCAUGCCGGUGGUCCAGGGUAUGGCGUUUGUCACGGGGCAAUACAUCAAUCUGCAGCCAGCGAUACAAAGCAGUGUUUUCUUCCGGAACGUUGCGGCAGCAGGUGAACCAAAACCGGGUAUCUUCAAAUACAGAGUUACUUUAGAAGAUGGAAAAUUGUGGCUGAUCUAUGCAAUACCAGCCAAUGGACUCACCCCCAAUUUCCAGCUCGUCUCAAGUACCGUUCUCCGAGGCCUGCCGAAUUGGUACGGGGACAUACAGGUUGCAAAGCUCUCUGACGAUAGCUUGGAGUCCAUCUAUGAUGACGCGGUCGGCGCCUAUCCAACUGCCGGACAUGUUUCUGGCUUUGCAGAGAACACGACCGCUCAGUACAGCUUGUCCUGGUCCAAGGGCGGAGUAUAUUCCAGCAACACGACUCUUCUCAUGUUUGCGCUCCCUCACCACCGUGACUCCUUCGACUUCUCUACUCAGUGUAAUGUCACGGCGAUUGAGCUAGCUACCACGACCAAGGGCAACGCGACGGCUGUUGUGGGUGACUAUUGGGUAUUGGAGGAGCAAAAUCUCCCAAUCUCUCUGGGAUUCGCACCAUGGCGACCAGGGAAUUCCCCGAAUUUUCACGGCGCGAGUACACUCUCUCCUGCAGCGCUUUCCAUCAUUCAGACCGUCUCUGCUACCGAAGCCUCUCAGAACAUGUCGGUCCAAACAAACCUCAACAGUAUGUAUUACAGUGGCAAAGCGCUGAGUAAAUUUGCGCAGCUUGUUUACACCAUGCAUGAUCUCGCGAACCAGCAAGAUCUGGCCAACGCCGCAUUACUUGAGCUUGAAAGCUGCUUCGACGUCUUCACAAAUAAUCAACAACAGUUUCCCUUGCUCUACGACACAGACUGGAAGGGCCUUGUGUCCUCGGCGAGUUAUGUGACGGGGGAUCCUGGCGUGGACUUUGGAAACUCGUACUACAACGACCACCACUUUCACUAUGGCUACUUCCUCCACGCCGCCGCUGUCAUCGGCUACCUCGAUCCGACGUGGCUCAAUCAGAACAAGGACUAUGUGAACGCUCUAGUUCGCGACGUCUCCAAUCCCAGCGUUCUGGAUCAGUAUUUCCCAGUCUUCCGAUCCUUUGAUUGGUAUCACGGACACUCUUGGGCCAAAGGGCUUUUUGAAUCGGGCGACGGCAAGGAUGAAGAAUCGUCUUCCGAGGAUGCCAUGUUUGCGUACGGGUUGAAGAUGUGGGGCAAGACAGUCGGUGAUGCCUCCAUGGAAGCUCGGGGGAAUCUGAUGCUCGCUGUUCUGGCACGAAGCCUACAGAACUACUUCCUGAUGACAUCGGACAACACCAACCAGCCUGCGGCUUUCAUUGGCAACAAAGUCACCGGCAUCCUAUUUGAGAACAAAGCGGAUCAUGUCACCUACUUUGGGACUGAUCUGAGUUAUGUCCAAGGCAUCCACAUGAUUCCUCUCAUGCCUUUCUCGACGUUGACUCGGACGGAACAAUUUGUGACAGAAGAAUGGAUCACGUAUUUUGCAGAUGGCGCCGUUCGACAGGCUACAGACAUUACUGGUGGCUGGAAGGGCAUUGUUUAUGCGAAUUUGGCCAUCAUCAAUCCGACAGCAGCGUACAAUUUCUUCACUCAGCCUAGUUUUGACAUGGGUUGGAUAGAUGGUGGAGCAUCUCUGACGUGGUACAUUGCAUUGAGUGCUCUGUUGGGAGGCGCAUAG
Fonsecaea pedrosoi CBS 271.37 is the source of this 3024-nucleotide messenger RNA. RefSeq lists its product as uncharacterized. Lineage: Eukaryota; Fungi; Ascomycota; Eurotiomycetes; Chaetothyriales; Herpotrichiellaceae. The record is from RefSeq and is a predicted model, not a curated record. The coding region runs from base 1 to 3024 and encodes 1007 amino acids. Gene Ontology annotation, molecular function: glucan endo-1,3-beta-D-glucosidase activity; endo-1,3(4)-beta-glucanase activity. The transcript has 6 exons. Gene Ontology annotation, cellular component: cell surface.